Molecule: messenger RNA, 1374 nt
Organism: Iphiclides podalirius (scarce swallowtail)
Lineage: Eukaryota; Metazoa; Arthropoda; Insecta; Lepidoptera; Papilionidae
Source: the annotation of a GenBank genome assembly
AUGAAUUCUUCCACUUCUAGAUACGCGCUGAGAAUGCUAGUACUGUGGCUAGUUUUAGCCGUUUGCAUAUUGCUCUGGCGAUGGUGUAAACAUUCCAUGUCAAAACUGGAGCCUCCGGAGUGCCCUGGGGCACUGCCGUUAUUUGGACAUUUGCACCUCAUCAUCAGCGACAAUACUUUUAUAGCGGGGCCAGAUGACGCGUUGACUGUAGCGAACGCCUGCAUUGAAAAGCACUUCGUCUAUGCCUUCGCAAGGCCUUGGCUUGGCCUCGGAUUGAUUACUUCGCCAGGGGCAGUAUGGAAGCGGCACCGUAAGUUACUGGACCCUGCGUUUAGUCACCAUGUGUUGCAUAGGUAUAUGGACGUCUUCAACAAACAAGCGCAUCGACUUAUUGAAAAGGUCGCGGACCAUGCUGAGACUGCAAUGGAUUUUGAGUUUGCUGAUGGUAAGGCUGAAGACAGCGAAUACAUGGAAACGGUGGAUAAAAUAAUAGUAAUAAUGUUUAGGCGAGUUCAAGAGCCUUGGCUCUACUUCGACAUUCUCUUCAAGUGGAGUGGUUUGGAAAAGGCACAAGCCAAAUGCCUCGAAAUAUUAAAGAACGAGUUUACAAAGGUACUCCAGAGAAAAAAAUUGCAGAUGAAACAAAUAUCGAACGUUCAGCCAUGCGAAAUAAAUGGAUAUGAAAAAGGAUCGGAAGCAAAAUCGAAGACGUUUUUAGAAUUGCUGUUAGGAUUGUCGGAACGGAACGGCACUUUCACUGAUGAGGAAGUGAGGAAUCACUUUGACACUAUCAUUGUGGGCGGUUAUGACACAGUUGCCACGACGAUCCUUUUCACCACGAUUCUCAUUGGUUCAUAUCCACAUGUACAGGAGCGUCUUCUCGACGAGUUAAAAAACGUUUGCGGUGAAACUGAUAGUGACGUAACAAGGGAUAAUCUGUCGCGUCUGGUGUAUUUGGACGCGAUAAUAAAAGAGUCAUUGAGGAUUUACUCGAUAAUACCGGCCGUCGCAAGGACUAUCGACAUGGACGUGAAAUUAAAAAACUACACUCUGCGAGCUGGUAGAACUUGUAUCGUUUCGCUGUACGGCAUUCACCGUCAUCAAAUGUGGGGUGAAGACGCUGAAGAGUUCAGGCCGGAGAGAUGGCUGGACCCCUCUACGUUACCGGCCAGAGCUAACGCCUUUGUCGCUUUCAGCUUGGGAAGACGUCAAUGUAUAGGUAAAGCAUACGCGAUGAUUUCAUUGAAGACAACGCUGGCGCAUUUUUUUCGACGCUACAAAGUGACUGCUGAUCACACCAAAAUGGUGUUGAAAAUGGACGUCUUGUUAAAACCGGCCUCGGGGCAUGAGAUCAGCAUAGAGAAAAGAUCAAUU